Molecule: messenger RNA, 897 nt
Organism: Penicillium atrosanguineum
Lineage: Eukaryota; Fungi; Ascomycota; Eurotiomycetes; Eurotiales; Aspergillaceae
Product: phytanoyl-CoA dioxygenase family protein
Exons: 4
Coding region: 1-897 (298 amino acids)
Source: RefSeq, a predicted model, not a curated record
AUGGCAUCCGACAAGGCCACCAUUACACGUGUUCCAUUCGCCGAUGCGGCCGGGUUGAUCGAGGUCCUGACCAGGGACGGUUGUGUUAUCGCCACUGGCUUUACCCCGCCCGAAUGUCUGACGCAGGUCCAGCGUGAUGUUAGCCCGUACAUGGAGGGGUAUACCGAGAUACGGAAAGAAUUGUUCCCACCGGAAUACCGCUGGUGCGGAGGCAUUUUCGGCCGUAGCGAUACUGUGCGGAAUCGCUGGCUGGCCGAAGAAAACCUCGAUCAAGUAUGCGAUCACUUUCUCAAAACGACAUGCACACCUCCGGGGGGCUAUGAUGGUGCAACUUUUGAGACCAAGCCUGUGCUUGCCUUCUCUGUGACGCUUGACAUCGGGCCCGGCGCUCAGCAGCAGCCUCUACACCGCGAUGAUUAUCUCUAUUUCCAUACGCAUCGCGACCUGACGCAGACCGGGUAUCAGGUAGGCACAGACAUGAUGAUAUUGAUGUUCGUUCCUGGAGUGGAAACGACCAUCGAGAACGGGGCUACUCUGGUUGUUCCCGGCUCGCACCUAUGGGAUGAUGUGAGAACACCGACGGACCAAGAAAUUUGUUAUGCCGUCAUGAGCCCUGGCGAGGCCUUGUUCGUCCUGGGCUCGACCUGGCAUGCCGGCGGUGCGAACAAGACCAAAGAUGUACGUCGACCGCAGAACACCUUUUUUUUCACACGCGGAAUGUAUCGCCCAGAGGAAAACCCCUACCUUACCUACCUCCCUCACGAAGUCCUCGGAUGGAGCGAGAAAUCACAGGCUCUUGCAGGCAUGAACCGAGACACAUUGGCCUUUGACCGGACCAAUUAUUUAGUCCCUUCUGCGUACUAUGCAGAAGCAGGAAAAAAACCCACCAUUGAGUGA